CCCCGCUCUCCCGGCCCCCAUUCCCGCACUACCCAAGCCCGCGUGCUCGCCCCGCCUCCUCCCAUGGCCGACUGCUACGCGCCGGCGGACAUGGACGAGCUCCACAGGCGGUGGCUGCCGCGCGAGAUUUUCGCCGAUAUUGGCAUCGCCGACGCCGCCCCGCCAUCCGCCGCCGCCGUCGAGGACGUCGCGGUGCACCUCACCGGCAUCCUCGGCAGCAAGGAGGGACUUCCGCGCCCGCCUCCGCCUCCGCCUCCGCCGGCACCGGCCCCUCACCACCGCCACCACCGCCCGCAGGUCUCGGGGCUGGGAGGGACUGCUCCGGUGGUGUACGGCGGCGGGAGUAAUGGUGGCGGCGUGCCGGCGCCGUGGCCGUGGCCGGUCUUGCCCUACUCGCCGCCCCAGUGGCAGGUCCCGACCAAUUUCGCCAACGGCGGCGGCAGCGCCCGUUUCAUGGGCCCAAGGCAUGCUCCGCCACGGCCCUCCCACGGCCCUCCGCCGGCCAAGCGGCGUCUCGGCGGCACCGGUGGUACUGGCGUGUUCCUGCCGCGCGCCCAGGGGUACCAGUACCAGCACAAGGCUGCGAGCAAACCUCCGGCCAAAGGCAGGAAUCCACCAAAGGAGUUGCUCCAGGGGCAGUACCAGCCAGUGCAGCAGCAGCAACGCGCAGACCAAGAGGAGGCAGCGGAGACGACGCAGAAGCAAAAGGCUAGCGCAGCGUUGCUAGCGCUGCCCCAGGAGUGGACUUACUGAGCGGGACGAGAUGAUGGCGAACAAACCAGUGCAGUAGCUAGCUAGCCGAUCAUGUUUAGUGUUGUUUUGUCGCGUCAUGCAGGCAGCAAUAAUAAUAAUGAAUAAAAUAUGACUAAUAAGGAGUGUAGUAGGGUGGGUGGGAUUACAGUCUUAUAAUAGUACCAUUAGCUGAGAAAACUAUGGCGGAUCCCUUGGUGUAUCAUCAUCUUGUACUACCACCAGCAGUAAUAAAGUGGCGGCUA
Messenger RNA from Triticum dicoccoides, 995 nucleotides. RefSeq names its product homeobox protein Hox-A4-like. NCBI's taxonomy places the organism in Eukaryota, Viridiplantae, Streptophyta, Magnoliopsida, Poales, Poaceae. The coding region runs from base 64 to 753 and encodes 229 amino acids. The transcript has 4 exons. The record is from RefSeq and is a predicted model, not a curated record.